Messenger RNA from Paralichthys olivaceus (Japanese flounder), 1056 nucleotides. Its product is annotated as galanin receptor type 1. Gene Ontology annotation, biological process: calcium-mediated signaling; G protein-coupled receptor signaling pathway; positive regulation of cytosolic calcium ion concentration. Lineage: Eukaryota; Metazoa; Chordata; Actinopteri; Pleuronectiformes; Paralichthyidae. Gene Ontology annotation, cellular component: membrane; external side of plasma membrane. Gene Ontology annotation, molecular function: C-C chemokine binding; C-C chemokine receptor activity. The record is from RefSeq and is a predicted model, not a curated record.
AUGGAGACUUUGGGGCAGCAGGUAAACACCAGCAACCUUGGCCAAAUCACCCGGGCAGACGAGGCUUUGGUUAAAGCCGUGGUGCCCAUCUUAGACGGGCUGAUCCUGGUGACUGGCCUUGUGGGCCAAACCCUCGUCAUCAUCAUCCUCACAGGCAGGCGGAGGAAAGAAAGUCAACCCCCGCAUGGCACAGACACCCUCCUGCUUGCCCUGAGCGCUGCCGACCUGCUGCUGCUGCUCUGCCUGCCCUUCCACACCUCCGCCAUAACCCUGGGUUUCUGGCCGUUUGGCAGCUUCCUGUGCAAAGCCAUCAGCUUCCUGGGCGUGGCCUGCUCCUCCGCCUCAGUCUUCACCCUGGCAGCUUUGGCUGUGACGCGCUACCUCAUCGUGGUACACUCUGCCUGCGCGUACCGUUUGCGAAUGCACAGACGCAUAAAGCUGACAGUGGCCCUGCUCUGGGUCCCUGCCUCGACCCUGGCGGCGCCGCAGUUCGCCUUCCGCACUGUUACCGUGUCCAGUGGCGUUUACUGUUUCGCCUUUCUGUCUGAUUUCAGCCAGCUAGUUUACAGCAUCGCUCUAUUCCUGUUUGGCUUUGCCCUACCUCUAGGCAUUAUUGUGUUGAUGUACGCCAAGAUCUACUGUUUUCUUCGACAUGCGCGGCUGCUGGGGAACGCUCUCCAGCUUGAACGCUACCAGAGUCAGGUCACUCACACCUCAGCUCUCCUGGUGCUGGUCUUCACUCUGCUGUGGCUGCCCUCCUACGCCCUCAUGUUCUCCUUCAUCGGCGGAACAAUAACAGACUCGCCAGGCUACAAUAUCGUUGCCAUCCUGGCCAGACUGCUGGCAUCCUCAGUAGCCGUGGUGAACCCUGUGCUGUAUGGAUUUAUGUCUCAGAAGUUCAGGCGAGAUUUACUGGAGCUGGGGAGAGAGCGCUGGGCCUGGUGCAAAAGCUGCCUGAUUGGUUGUCCUCAGGUCCUGAGCAGAGACAUGGUACAGCCCUUUGAGCUGGACACCACAUCAGACAGAGGACAGAGCUGAGUGUUUGACCAGGAGGGA